AAUCAUGGGCAGCAACUUCAGUGGAGACUCGCUAGACUGCCUGCAACACCUACUAGGAGAGGACAACUCUCUUGGUUCGCUCCUCUCUUCGCGUCAAGGCGUCUUCCCCUGUUCCAACUCUCGACAGGCUCUGGUGGAGAAGGGAGGAGACUCAGUGUUGUCCCCUGCGAAGAGAACCCUUGAGGUGCAGGAGGGAGGAGAGCAGGAGGGGUACGGAAGGGCGUCGAAGCAGCUCAAGAUGUGGUAGGAGAGGAACGGGGAGGAGGAGCUCAUGUAUAUGAUUGCAAACUUGUAAACGAUUAACUUU
This is a messenger RNA of Guillardia theta CCMP2712, 307 nucleotides long. RefSeq lists its product as hypothetical. Bases 5 to 247 code for a protein of 80 amino acids. The transcript has 3 exons. NCBI's taxonomy places the organism in Eukaryota, Cryptophyceae, Pyrenomonadales, Geminigeraceae. The record is from RefSeq and is a predicted model, not a curated record.